AUGGAUAUUGAACGGGAUAUCAAUGUCACGACACCAAGCCAACCCGACGAAAUAGAAAUGGAAACAGACGACAUCGCAGGUGUGGCUGAAUGCAACACGGGAGGGUAUAUACAGCCGGUCGGUCCCUCACCGUUAAGACAACCCUCAUGUCGCAGAAAACAAGCGCCAAGGAGUCUGUUCCCACGAAUACGCAAAAAAUCGCACGGAUUCUCGGACGCAUCCAAAGAUGACCACGUUACUUCAUCCCGUGGUCACGGUGGGAUGGGGGGCAUUGGAGCGGGCGUUAAACACAUCGAUGUUAUUGUUGACUUCUUUCUUUCUUUCUUUCUUUCUUUCUUUUCUUUCUUUCUUUCUUUCUUUCUUUCUUUCUUUCUUUCUUUCUUUCUUUCUUUUCUUUCUUUUUUCUUUCUUUCUUUCUUUUCUUUCCUUUCUUUCUUUCUUUCUUUCUUUUCUUUCUUUCUUUCUUUCUUUCUUUCUCAUUGA
Acanthosepion pharaonis is the source of this 483-nucleotide messenger RNA. The record is from the annotation of a GenBank genome assembly. Lineage: Eukaryota; Metazoa; Mollusca; Cephalopoda; Sepiida; Sepiidae.